Molecule: messenger RNA, 4308 nt
Organism: Venustampulla echinocandica
Lineage: Eukaryota; Fungi; Ascomycota; Leotiomycetes; Helotiales; Pleuroascaceae
Product: Sterol 3-beta-glucosyltransferase
Exons: 5
Coding region: 1-4308 (1435 amino acids)
Biological process (GO): carbohydrate metabolic process
Molecular function (GO): UDP-glycosyltransferase activity; hexosyltransferase activity
Source: RefSeq, a predicted model, not a curated record
AUGGCGCCGGAGGGGGAAACAAAGAGGCGGGUGGUGCGAAAAUUGACGAAGAGGAGGAAGGAGGGCCAUCAGGUCACUAUGGAGAUUCCGGAGCGGUUCAAGGACGGCGAGGACGCCGACCAUGACUAUACUAGUCUACAAGGCGGGAACGCCUAUAUGAACCAGUCUGUCUUUGGCAUGAUUGCUGCAGCUGGUUCCCAGGUCGAUUUCAAUGCUAGAUUCGAUGGACAAUCCUCGGACGAGGAGGAGGAUUCCACGGAACCUGAGCCCGAACCUUCAUCGCACCGGCCUUCUGAGCUGCAAGUGGAUAAGACGCGGAAGGGGAAGGGGAAGGACACUGCGAAGCCAGAGAAGCACCGGCGGAAGUUCUCAGAGAACAAGCUUCUCCGGUCGCUCCCACGCCUGAGUUCCAGAUCGAAAUCGAAAUCGAAUACCUCGCCGGAGGGCCCCGGCUCGCCUCCCCCAGAGUCUGCCUCUGAACCUACACCUCCUACAAUCCAGCUGUCUAAGACAGCCUCAAGAAAUCCGCCAGUUAUGAGUCGGAUGUUGGAAGCAAGGGCCGAAUUAUCCAUGAGACCAAGCUUUGACAUCUCCAGAUCUCUCGACGGCCAGGUUGAUGCCGAAGACAACGCGGGCCAGGGAUCCAGCAGUCUUGCCAAGAGACUCAUGGAGAUAUUCCAAUUUGAGAAGCCGGAGGAUGUAAUAGAAGAAUAUCCUUGCUGGCUUUUGAAGAGCGUAUUACUUCAAGGGUAUAUGUACAUUACCACCAAACAUAUCUGCUUUUAUGCGUAUUUACCAAAGAAAUCUAAUGAAGUUGUCAAAUCAGGAUAUCUCGCGAAAUCGGGCAGGCGAAAUCCAAAGUUCAAUCGAUACUGGUUCCGUCUGAAGGGUGACGUGCUAUCAUACUACUCAGACCCUUCAGAUUUAUAUUUCCCGGCUGGUAACAUUGAUUUGCGUUACGGAAUAUCAGCGCACAUUGCCGACAAAGAAAAGGGGAAAGAUGCUACGCAUUUCACCGUCGUCACCCACCAGCGCAAGUUAAACUUCAAAGCCGACAGCAUACCUAGUGCCAAGGAAUGGGUUAAGGCUUUGCAAAAGAUCAUCUUCCGCUCCCAUAAUGAAGGGGAUAGUGUUAAAAUAUCGCUGCCUAUUGAGAACAUUAUCGACAUUGAAGACAGUCAGAUCGUGGACUUUGCAGAUACCUGCAAGAUACGGGUAAUUGAUAAUGACGAGACAUAUGCGAUAGAUGAGUACUUUUUUUCUUUCUUUAGCUUUGGGAAAGAGGCCUUGAAUGUUUUAAGGAUAUUGGUGGAGGACACUACUGCACAGCGAUUUCCGGAGGAUAUGCUUGUUCCGCUACCCACAAAGGAUGGCAAGAAUAGUUCAAGGCCGAGCCUAUCUAGGCGGUCGUCGCAAAGAGAAAACAAACCCACACCUCCGCCGCCUAUCCGAACAGAUACGCCUCUUCUUGAAGAGAAUGUACGGGCCACUUUGUCGCCCAUGCGCUCUGCAGGAGUAUCCCCGAGCCGUCGCCCAAGUGGUGAUGUCAGUCGAUCAAGUUCUGAUAUCCUCCGACGAAGUAUGGAUCUCUCGAGGUUUGGAAGGCGAAGUGUGGAUCUUAGCAGGCUGAAUAUGGAUGGUGGCAGGCGGAGUAUGAGCAACAGCAGACGAAGCCUAAGCAGAAACCGCCUUCACGAGACGAGGCCAUCAGAACGGCAGGAAUCUUCAGACUCGUACGUCCAUUCUCUGGAAGAGCCGGGCUCGUCCGGUGCGUUACGAUCAGCGAGCGACGAGACCCAAGCUUCGGCUAGCCAGAUAUUAAGAGGAAGUGACGUCUUUUUAUCACCAACUAUCCAUCGCUCAGCUUCAGCCUCGCGCCGCCGGGACCCCGACUCUGCUCUUGUUAAUGAGACAGAUUCCGACUCGCUGUCGCGCAACACAAGGGACCGUACCACGCGCCCAAACCUACAACAUCCAGCUACUACCGGAUCUUUGGCAGGGUCUGCUACUGGCGAUGUGGAACCCUCUCAAACAACGCCAACGCUACAAAGCCUCGUCAAAGCUGGAUCAUACCCUUUGCAACGCGCCGCAGGUUUUGCGGGCUAUCUCAACCGUCAUUCAAAGCGCAUGAGUACCCUUCUAGCUACGGAAUCGAUGGGCUACGUUGAGAAGGUGUCUGGGAUGUGGAAGGGGGGCAAGAAGCAUUAUGAUGAGCCGCAAGGCCUUGCACCCGAUGACGAUCUCGACGGUGAUGGGGAAGAUGAUCAAGCUGCCAUCUCAGGAGACCGAUUCCGCGACCAUUUUGCUCUUCCUGCGACCGAAAAAUUACAGGCUGCUUACUUUGGGUACUUGCAUCGUGUCUUGCCCUUGUACGGCAAGAUUUAUAUCAGCGAUAGAUCGUUUUGUUUCCGCAGCCUUUUGCCGGGUACUCGAACAAAACUUAUUCUUCCACUAAAGGAUAUCGAGAACGUGGAUAAGGAAAAGGGGUUCCGCUUUGGAUAUUCUGGAUUAGUCGUCGUCAUUAAGGGCCAUGAAGAACUCUUCUUUGAAUUCAGUCAAUCGGAUAUUCGAGACGACUGCGCCGUUACCCUCCUUCAGAAUUUGGAAACCAUGAGAUACCUUAAGGAAUCUGGUCUAUUGACUAUGGAGGAGCAAGAGAGCGCAGAAAAUGCCAGCGCUGAGCAUAAAGCCCUUCAACAAGCACGCCAGGAGGAUCACAACGAGCAUGAGAUAAAGCUGCCGAAAACUACGGAAGGGCCGAAAGGCGAGGCGCCUCCGAUAUUAUUUGACGAUCCGCGAGCUUCGAUCCUAAAUUUUAAACCUACGGAGUCCCUUCGGAUCACAUGUUUGACCAUCGGAUCCAGAGGGGAUGUCCAACCUUAUAUUGCCCUAUGCAAAGGAUUGAUUGCGGAAGGCCAUAGACCAAAGAUAGCAACGCAUGUCGAAUUCAAGGAGUGGGUGGAAAGCCAUGGGAUUGUGUUUGAGCCAGUAGCUGGUGAUCCUGCCGAGCUGAUGCGGAUAUGUGUGGACUACGGGAUGUUUACCUAUUCAUUUUUAAGGGAAGCAUCCUCUAAAUUUCGAGGCUGGAUUGACGGGUUGCUCUCAACGUCAUGGCAAGCUUGCCAAGAUUCAGAUCUCUUGAUUGAGAGUCCUAGUGCGAUGGGCGGCAUUCACAUUGCAGAGGCAUUGGGCAUACCAUAUUUCCGCGCCUUCUCUAUGCCAUGGACACGCACACGAGCCUACCCCCAUGCCUUUGCCGUCCCCGAACACAAGAUGGGUGGCGCUUACAAUUAUAUCACUUACGUUAUGUUUGACAACAUCUUCUGGAAAUCUAUCGCAGGACAGGUCAAUCGAUGGAGAAAGAGGGAACUCGGGUUGCAAGCGACAAGUCUUGAAAAGCUGCAGCCAAACAAGGUGCCGUUCCUGUACAACUUUAGUCCAUCGGUCGUCAUACCGCCCCUCGAUUACAGCGAUUGGAUCAGGGUAACAGGGUAUUGGUUCCUUGAUGAGGGUGGCCAGGACUACAAACCAAAAAAGGAGUUGACAGACUUCAUCAAGAAAGCUCGCGAAGAUGGGAAGAAAUUGGUAUAUAUCGGUUUCGGCUCCAUUGUCGUAAGUGACUCCGCAGCCCUCACACAAACGGUUGUCAAAUCAGUCCUCAAGGCGGAUGUCAGAUGCAUCCUUUCAAAAGGGUGGUCGGACCGUCUCGACACAAAGGUAGCCGGCGAUAUUGAAGUUCCCUUACCCCCCGAGAUAUACUCUGUUAAACAGGUGCCCCAUGACUGGCUGUUCACGCAAAUCGACGCAGCAGCCCAUCACGGUGGUGCAGGCACAACCGGAGCUAGUUUAAGAGCUGGUCUUCCUACCAUCAUCCGCCCAUUUUUCGGCGACCAGUUUUUCUUUGGAUCCCGAGUUGAGGACCUCGGCGUGGGGAUUGUGAUCAAGAAGGUUAAUGUCAGUGUCUUCUCGCGAGCUCUAUGGGAGGCUACCAAUAGCCAGAGAAUGAUCGUCAAAGCCAAGGUACUGGGCGAGGCGAUCAGAGGUGAGGAUGGAGUAAACACGGCUAUCCAAUCAAUCUACCGCGAUCUCGAAUACGCGAAAUCGCUGAUCAAGAACCGGGAUGGCAAGGUUCCGGAUGAUACACUGGAGGACUCGGAGGAGAGCUGGACGUUUAUUGGAGAUGACAAUGACCCGGAGUUGAUUAAGCGUAUCCAGGACUGGGAAGCGAUGGCACAUUCUAAAACCGAGGGCGAGAGCGAUGAGGCGUCGGGGAGCAAAUCGAUGGGUGAUAGUACUACUACGACAUGA